This is a messenger RNA of Clunio marinus, 1379 nucleotides long. The record is from the annotation of a GenBank genome assembly. NCBI's taxonomy places the organism in Eukaryota, Metazoa, Arthropoda, Insecta, Diptera, Chironomidae.
AGCAGUCGCAAUUUGCUAUUUAAAGUGAUCAAAUGCUUCGUUUAAAACGUUUGAAAAAAAUUGUUCUUGAAGUCAAAUUAUUAGUUUGUGAGACCUCAGCAUAAAAACUUAUGAAGCACUCAAGCAUAGCGUUUAAAUACCCAACAUAUCGAGAUGAUUCCCCGAAAAGUUGUAAAAGGUGGUUAGAUGGAAAACGCAUUGACGAUAACGCUGAAGGUCUUUGGAGGGUUCAUGACAAGUUAUACGACUUAAGAUUAUUCAUGAAGAAUCAUCCAGGUGGUAAAGAUUGGCUUGAAAUGACAAAGGGCGUCGAUAUCACCGAACUUUUUGAAAUUCACCACAUAACUGACUCGGCUGAGAAAAUUCUUCCAAAGUUUUACGUGCGAGAUGCUUCGUCGCCGAGAAAUUACAAAAUUACUUUUGAAGAGAAUGGAUUUUACAAAACAAUGAAACGAAGAUUGGCAAGCAAGUUAGAGAGUUUGGAUGAAAGUCAAGUUAGCAAUUCACGAUUCUACUGCGAUUUUAUGUUGACGUCAACAAUUCUAUUUUCUGUAAUUGCUGCACGCGAUAACAACUAUUUAAUUGCAUCGUUAGCUGCAUUGAGUCUUUCUUGGCUUGUAAUCAUUACACACAAUUUUAUUCAUCAGAAAGAUAAUUGGAGAAUGUACCUUAUGAACUUAUCACUCUUAAAUUAUCGAGACUGGAGAGUUUUUCAUGUUAUGUCGCAUCAUCAUUAUCCAAACUCAUACCAUGACUUGGAGAUUUCAUUCUUUGAACCUUUUCUGAAUUGGAUGCCUGAAAAGAAGACGAAAACUCAAAUUUAUUUCUAUUGGGCUGUUUCGCCCAUAGUUUAUGCUUCUACACUUUUCAGUGGAUUCAUAAUGAGAAUGUCCAGUGCAAUAUUUCAUAAUCAACAGCUGUUUGCGGAUGAUCUGAUGCCGCUGCUAUUACCAACUACGAUGUACAUAUUUGGCAACAUAAAUAUUUAUGUAGUUGUGAAAAUUUGGCUUUUCAUAGUGAUGUUGUCAAGCUUUUUUUACAUGCUUGUUGCUAUCAAUGCUGGACACCAUCAUAGAGAAAUAUUUCAUGAAGGUGAUGAACUCAAAUCUUUGGACUUUGGAGUUUAUCAGCUUGCAGCAACGAUUGAUAAAGUAGAAGUUAAAAAUUCGCUCUUUUUAACUUUAACCACAUUCGGACAACAUAUUUUGCAUCAUUUCUUCCCCUCGUUGGAUCAUUCAUUGUUACCACAACUCACAGAGAUGUUUUACGAAACGUGCCAAGAGUUUGAGAACGAAUUCAGGGAAUUCCCAUGGUGGGAAUUGAUCAAAGGCCAAUACAUUCAAUUAGCUCGUACCGAAACAACCAAAUUAAGUAACUAA